Pseudomyrmex gracilis is the source of this 5119-nucleotide messenger RNA. Its product is annotated as serine-rich adhesin for platelets. Gene Ontology annotation, biological process: regulation of transcription by RNA polymerase II. The record is from RefSeq and is a predicted model, not a curated record. NCBI's taxonomy places the organism in Eukaryota, Metazoa, Arthropoda, Insecta, Hymenoptera, Formicidae. The transcript is spliced from 8 exons. Gene Ontology annotation, cellular component: nucleus. Bases 651 to 4952 code for a protein of 1433 amino acids.
UUGAGGAUUUUACACCAAUGAUCGAUCUCUGAAUCAUCGAUUAGAAAAUUGUGCGCUAAUUAAUGACAACUUUCUGCUUUUGCUGAGGAUGUAAUCCUCAUUGUUGAAUGAUGUGUAUUUUUGUUGUUGAAAAUCAGACCCAGAUGAGAAAUAUAUACGGGUGAAAAGGGUUGUUCAGGGAUGUUUCGCCGUCUCCGAUUAACUUAAUUCUUAAACCACGCACAUAUCUCCCCCAAAAACUAAAUACACCGAGCGUAUUGAAAUAUGACGGGGUAGUUGAAUACCCCAUCAUAUUUCACUACGUGUCAAGAUACAUGCGUGUAAAACCUUAAUUGAUCGAUUGUUGUCUGUAGUUUUUUAACUUUGUUUGGGAAAUAAUCUAGCAGUUUAUCUGCCCAAACUUUUGUCUGUUUCUCGAUCGCUCAACGAAAAGAGAAAAAUCAGUUUUUAAGAAACUCGACAAAUGUGAAAGUCACGGGGAUAGAUUCUCACCCCAUGUGUGUAAUUUGAUCGACCGAUUGCUUCGAUUGUCAAUGGGUUUUGACCAAUCACGCGGUUGACGCGAAACCGAUCCCAAAAACGCUCUCAAAGCCGAAACGAGAUAAGCGCAUUGAUUUUCACAUUGACAAUUUUAAAGGCGACACACUAGGAUGCUCGACGAAAAUGCGAAUGAAGAAGCGACCCAGCAUCAAGGCAGAUACAAAGAAUCUCUGCACGCAUCUAAACACACGCCGCAGGAAGAAAAGUUUGACAAGUUUCCUGACAUAGGAGGAUAUUAUUUCUAUUCGCACGAUAUAAAUGAACUGGACAAAAGUAGUUUGGGUCUUCAGUAUGGUGUGAGUUGCCAUCACUCUUCUAACGUUCCCAGCAAUGGGCUGCACAUAUUUGAUGUCGCGCCACAAUGGGCGCUGCCAAACAGUUUCAUGCAGUGGAUUGAUCUGCAAGCAUUGGUAGCACACAACAAUACCGUGCAAAAUUUAUAUGACUUGCAUCACAAAGAGACGUCUAUCACGGAAUCGAAGAAUCCGAAUAAACACACAAAUUUGUCAGAAACGGCACGACACGACGAUGAGAGGAUAGUGCUGAAUUCCGAUGUGCUGAUUCCACGUACAGUUGAUGUGUCAUUAUUCGCGGAGACGAGGAAGGUGGUACAGAAGGAUAGGCUGGAUAAUUGUCGGAAGGAAUUUGUGACCGAACUCGGCUCAGUGAACAGCGAUAACAAGGCCUGUCCCUUUGCAAGAGACAAAGUCCAAGAUUUUUCUAACCUGCAAAAAAUUCUUGGUCACGAGACGGAUAUCGCUUGCGCGUCGGAGGAUUCGACUGACACGCGGAGUAGCAUCGCAAGACCGAUAGUCGCGUCGAGUGGUGUUGAAUGCAACAAGGAAACUUGCGAUCCCGAUUGUAACAGCUCUGUGGCGAGUAACAAUGAGCCGCUCAAUUUGGUGGUAGACUCGAAGGAAAGCGCGCGACGUGACGAUCGUACGAAAGAUCGAGUCUGCGGUUCAUAUCAGUAUACGUCGGUUGUCGAUAAAGGGACACUUUCAGUGGACGGUGCCAUUUUAAGACAAAUAGAUCAUUCCCCUAACGUACAGAGUUACAACGCAAAGUACAAGAAUAUAGAUUACGGUUUGUUGAAACUUUCCGACUUAGAGUUGUCAUGUAAUUCGGACAGGAGUAAAGAGUUGUUCAAGUCCAUCAGUAAACUGAAUGCCGAUAGCGAGGUAAACGGGAAGACUGUGACGAACGGUGAUUUCAAGCCAGAGAGAGUGCAUAUUUUGGAUAAUUACGUCACGCACAUAUUGCCGCCACAUUCAAGUGACAGCAAACCGAAAGAGUCGUCCUGGACGCAUUUACAGUCGAAUGUUAAAUGUAAUAGCAUCAAGAAGGAGUGCUGCACCGAGGAAGAAGCACACAAGUCGGAAAACACUGAUCUGGUUGCUGCCUGCAACUCAGCAUUAGGCAAUUGGGCGUGUUUCGAAAUGUCAGGGCAGUAUCCGGGUCAUAGCCGACCACCGGUUGGCACACCUCCACCGCAAACAGUCUGGAAUCAUCUCACCAUGGCGCAGGGCCAAGCUCUCAAUAUUCAUCCGACCGCGCUGCCCGGCGCCACGCUAAGCAGCGGAUUCUACACGCAUCCAUCCAUGGCGCGACCGUCCCAUCUUCCAUCACAACUUACUCCACAACUCGCGCACACGCAAGCACCGCCGACGUGGCACACGCCUACACUUCCCUCAAAGAGUGUCACGCAAGCAAACACGCCGGGCAACCCGUUGUUCAACUUACAACUGUUGGUGGAUAAUCGGCCGAGUCAGAAUCAGUACAGAGGCUCGCCCGGCUCGCAGAGCACGCUGGAUCUCUCGUCAACGUCGGACAUCAUUCCAGAGAAUUACUCCCGAAUAUCUCAGGAUAUUCCCAUCAGCUUGACCGCGAGGAACGUGGACAAGGGCAGUCGAAACGGGAACAUAAUCUCACCUCCGAUUCCGCUAAAUGGAGAGACCUCGUCCGACAGCGGAAUCAGUUCGUCCGUACCGACGCCAAACUCCGUCAGCGAGCCGGUCUCGCUAUCAACGAAGGAGGUUACCACUCCUAAGAUAACAGUGAAAAACUUUGAGAGCAAUCUGAAAGGAGUCGCGAAUCUUCACGAUAAGAUUAAGGAAAUAAAUGUAGAUAAUUUUACACAGAAAGUGAUAAAUUUGCCGCCUAGUGUGACGAUAGAGAGGGUGGUCGCAGAUAAGAAAGAACCCGAAGCGAAAGUUAAGGACACGUUGAGUGUUAUCGCGCAAGUGCCAAGGACCACCACCUUACCUGUUAUAGUUAAUCUAACAUCUAAGGAGAAGGACGUCACGGAUAGUCCUAAGAGAGAAUCCUCGUCCGAGAGGGACAGGAAGCACGAGGAGACGAGCGUGAGGUCGCCCAAGAACCUGCCGAAGAGGGGCAAGAAGGGCGUCGAUUCUCUGUUAGAGAAACUGGAAGGUGGGAAUAAAAAGCUCGGGAGUGCCGAGAACAUCGGUUCGGUGAUCGUGAUGCCGGUGGAGGAGAAGGACACGUCCAGUGUUAAAAGUAUGUCGCCGGAGAGGCAGAAAUCGAAGUCGCCGACUCGGGAGGACGAGGUCGUGUCACCGGCCUUCAGCAACGACGACUCGAACGACAAUACCAAGCAGCGUAGGAAAAGAAAAUUGGAGAAACCCGUGAGGUUGAGCAAAGAUUCAAAAACGGAGGUCGAGGAUAUGGAACUGGAGCCUACGGAACCCUCGGAACCGCGGAUCAUCGACCGGGUAUCGGAGGAGAGUACAGUUGGUACCGUGCCAACGACCGAGGAGCAAGUUGAGGCGGAGGAGAAGAUCGCUGAACCAGCGGAUGAGAGAAUAUCGGAAAAACCGACGACAGAGGAGAAUUUGGAAGAACAAUCAGAAGAAAAUCAACCGAUCAGGAGGCUAAGCAACAGCGAAGACACCACAGCCGGUAACUCGACGCCAAAUCAAAGGGUACGGAGAAAAUCAAACGACGACGCGUCGUCGUUCGAGUUUUCAAAGGUGACAAGCCCGAAGAACGCUAACGACACAAAGACGUCGACGACAACGUCAACGAUCGCGGCACCACAUUCCUUCGCGGAAGUGGAAACGGAAUUGGAGAAAAUGUUCGCCGGGAUUGUGGAGGCGGACUCGAAUGUAAAAAGCGAGGAAUCGAAGACGGAACUCGCGAGCGCGGAGAUUCAGGGCAAUAACGUCGCGAAAAUCAACAGUCUUGAGAAUAAUCUUUUGCUAGCGUCAAACGAAUCGCAAAACAACACUCAGACCAAUCCUAUUGACGUUUCCUCUACGGUGGACGCAAAGGUACCGGGGAAGAAAGGCAAAAGGGGCAAGCAGAGCAGCAAAAGAAAAAUCUCUAGAUCGUCGGAAAAUAUUUUCGGCACGGGCGAUUCUCCGCAGAAGGAGAUAAAGAAGAGACGGACGUUGAAAGGCUCAAAGAAGCAAGAUCAGACUUUGAAGAAGGCGAAGAAGAACACCAAAGUCGACGGUCUCAGAGAAAUGACGUACGAUUCUGGCUCGAACGCGAGUUCGAUCCGAUCGCGCGGUCCGGUAGUUCACGUGGAAGGGCCGCGGGACAGUCCGUUGAGCAUUCAGGUGGUGAAUGCGCCGCGGGAAGAGGAGGAGGAGAAAAGCAAAGAGAAGAGGAAGAGCAUUGGCAACGGAAACACAAGCCGAAGUAAGAAGCUCAGUCAUCAAAACGAUUUGGAUUAUAAAGGCAAGGUCAAUAAAGCGGGUCUCUUCAGUUCCACGCUGUCGUCGCGAUAUGACGCACAUACCACGGACUCAACCUGGGUUUGCGUCUUCUGCAAACAAGGACCCCAUUCCGUUAUACCCGGAGACCCGUCCAGACCGCAUCCGUAUCUAGACGGGCCGCACAUUGCAGCCGGAACAUAUACAGUUCCGGCCGGUGUGCUGAGCGACUUAUUCGGGCCGUACUUGAUCGGCAAGGAACGAUUAGAGGAUGGCAUUCUAUCGGCUGACGAGCAAGAAAUUAUGACGGAACAGAAGAAGGGCGGCAAAAACAAGAGGAGCCUGAGACACGCCGGUCUGGCCGACCAGUUCUCCGCGAAGAUGGGCAAGAAGAAGCGGAACUCCGUCGAAAGUAAUACAAACGCCAUGUUUGCGGGCAUGACUCUGAUUCAUGGCGUAGAGGAGCAACGAUGGGAAGUGUGGCUGCAUGAGCAGUGCGCCGUGUGGGCGGCCGGAGUUUACAUGGCGGGUGGUCGAGUGACGGGGUUGCAAGAAGCAGUGUGGGACGCCGCCAAGUCGAUAUGCAACUCCUGCGGCCUAACGGGCGCGAACAUCGGCUGCGUGAAACGCGGCUGCAAGGCUGUUACGCAUUAUCCGUGCGCGCUGACGAAAGGUUGGCACCUCGACACAAAUCAGUACAUACCUAAGUGUAACCUUCAUCGAGUUACGUGAAACUCCGGUGAGUUCUCCUGUGUGAAAGAGAGAGCGUAGGCUAAUGUGAAAACAUAGAUCGUAUUCACAUUAAAUAUAUCACAUUGAGAUCCGGCUUUAAUUAGAGAUGCACCGAAUAAUCGGCAAUAAUAUAUAAGAGACUAAUAAGUAUAUAUAUAUAUAUAUGU